AUGAGCUCUAAUAAAGUAAUCGAUGAAUGCUCUCAAAUACUAGGGUGCUCUGCUAAAUCGUUAAGAGAUCAGCUUAACCACCCUGAUAAUCGUAUAUUUUUAUUAAAAGAGCUUCUUGACCGUAAAGUCCAGACCACUUAUGAGGACCAAAAUGGGUUUAAAAAAACUUUUACGAUUAACGGUCUCUCAAGGAAAGGAGCUAAUUCACUUAGAGCAUAUGGGAGAUUACGUCAUCCUUAUAACGUGAGCGUAGCAGCUCACUUUUAUGCACGUCAUCGGAUUCGCCUGCGUUAUCCAUAUCUUCAGUGUAUUGUUCAAAGAUUUCCAUUUGGAGGUGAGGAUAGAUUUUAUCCUUUGGAAUUGUUGGAAUUUGUUAAAGAGAAGGAGGAGGAGGAAAUGAAAAUUAACAAGUGGAUGCAUCGUCUCCCCUCUGAUAUUUCAUGCAAACUCAAAAUAUCAGAAGAGCAGAAGAGCCCUACAAUUCUUAUGAAAAAAGAUGAGGAUGCUGAAGUUUACAAUUUUGAACUUAGCCAAUGGUGA
Messenger RNA from Meloidogyne enterolobii, 540 nucleotides. Lineage: Eukaryota; Metazoa; Nematoda; Chromadorea; Rhabditida; Meloidogynidae. The record is from the annotation of a GenBank genome assembly.